AUGGUGAAGCCUGAAGUCACCCCUCCAGCUCCUUCUCCGCCAGCCCCAGCUUCGGCCAUUCCUUUAGAUUCAACGACACGCACCACCCCAAUACACGCAGAGCUUGCCGAGAUCAAAGUUCCAGAUGGGCCACUGCCGUCAUACCGAUAUCACCCCGUGACAUGCCAGCCCAUCGAACCUCAAGAUUAUCAAAGUGAACUUAAAGAACUCGAAGAGGAGUACAAAUCACCAGAGGCCGCGCUUCGCGCACAGGAACAAAUUGCCAAAGAGGUUCAAGAGAAGAUUGCGAGUGCCCAGCGGAAACGAGAAGAGGUUCAAAAGUCUAUAGACAAAAAGGUCAAGGAGCGAGACACCGAGAUGAAGGUCGUAUCCAAGUUUCAAGAGACCAAGGUGGCGGAUAUUCCGUCUUGA
Molecule: messenger RNA, 411 nt
Organism: Penicillium paradoxum
Lineage: Eukaryota; Fungi; Ascomycota; Eurotiomycetes; Eurotiales; Aspergillaceae
Exons: 1
Coding region: 1-411 (136 amino acids)
Source: RefSeq, a predicted model, not a curated record